AUGGAUCGCAGGUCCGUCUAUGUUGUAGCUUUUUAUCUGCAUCGUCGUCGCCGGCGUUGGAGGUCAAUCUCCGGCCACACCUCCUGUGGUGUCCGCUUCACCGGUUUCAGCUCCACCACCGGCCACUCCACCUCCGGCUACUCUAUCACCAGCUACUCCGGCCGGCAACAUUGCCUUCGCUACUCGCUGGAGUUUUCAACACAUACCACAACACACCAAACAGCUGGUUACCUUACCCCACUGGAUUCCACUGUAGAAUCGACUCCGACGUCGUCGAGUGGCAGAGCUUCGUCCCAGAACUUGGAGGUGGAUUAUGGCCGUGUCUACACAGUCGUCAUAGUCAACUGCACCUUCCCUUCCUCCGUCUGCCACGGCGGCUCCGGCAGACAAUUACUCCUCCACGCCUCCACCAACGGCGGCGGAGAUCGAAACUCCAACGUCGCCGCCACCAUUGAAGCAUUAUCCGACUCACCCUGGAAGCUUAAACCCAUCUCUCUGGCGUACCGAAGGAAUCAAGAUAAAAAGCUUGAUACUACAAGGGCCUUUUUCCAUAACCUUUCUUCCAAGGGAUUACAACCUAAUGUUAAGUCAUACACUAUGAUGAUAAAAGGUCUUUGUGAAAAAGGCCUACUACAUGAAGCUAAAGAGUUGUUUCUUAAAAUGGAACAAAAUGGUUGCUUGGCAGAUGAUGUCGCUUACAACACUAUUAUCCAAGGAUUUGUUAGACGACACAAGUGCUAUGAGGCAUUAAUACUCGUUGAGGAUAUGGUUCAAAGGGAUUUUUCAACAGAUGCAUCCAUUUUUCCCUUGAUCAUCGAUAUACUCUCAACUAAAGGACAAGAUCCUGCUCUCCAAGAAGUGAUAAAGAAGUUCAUGCCCAAAGAUAGUCGUGGAAUGCAAGAGAAUGAGUAA
This is a messenger RNA of Camellia sinensis, 912 nucleotides long. The record is from RefSeq and is a predicted model, not a curated record. NCBI's taxonomy places the organism in Eukaryota, Viridiplantae, Streptophyta, Magnoliopsida, Ericales, Theaceae.